Messenger RNA from Cylas formicarius (sweet potato weevil), 1978 nucleotides. RefSeq lists its product as uncharacterized. The transcript is spliced from 8 exons. The coding region runs from base 674 to 1804 and encodes 376 amino acids. NCBI's taxonomy places the organism in Eukaryota, Metazoa, Arthropoda, Insecta, Coleoptera, Brentidae. The record is from RefSeq and is a predicted model, not a curated record.
GACCACUGAACCCACUAACACAAUACAUGUUGGAAUGAAUAUAUUUACUAUUAGUAUUUUAUAUAUUAAAGACAGGGUAAUUCUGCAGUUUACGUAUUUAAUACAUGGGAUCAUAGAUAAUAGAAUUGGAAGUUGGCGCAGCCACAUAAUUUUGUAGCAAUUUUUCGUUACCCAAAUAUUUCAUUAUCAUUUCUGUGAUAAUUUUAAUGCCUUCAUUGCAUCCUUUCUAGAGUUUCUGAACUUUUGUAUUCAUCUGUCUUUCAUACCUUGAAAUUUUUGUGGGUAGCAUUUCAGGCGGCAGUUCAUUCUUUGUGUGCUGAGAAUUUUAAAAUUAUGUUUCAUUGUUGGUUUCAUAAGCAACAAUUGCUAUUUUCGCGGCAUAUUAGGUUCCUAAUGCAUCCUAAAUGUAUUAAACAGAUUAGAAUCGAUGCAAGACUUUUCUUUCGGAACCGAGCGUAACCUUUUAAUUUAUUGGCUAUUGUUUUGAUUGGCUAAGGCGUAAGGUUUGUUUUUGUAGAGCAGAAGCAUACUUUUAUUUGCGCAUUAGUAAGAACGGCUUCACAAAAAUAGAGUCAAAGUCAACAGUAUCGGCAUGACCAGCCCUCUAUAAUUAUAUUAGCUUUUCAACAAAAAAAAGCAGACUGAUAAUAAAAGUGGAAUUUAAAUUUGAAAAAUGGUGUCUGUUUUUAACGCUGUGUUGUUUUUCUGUGCCAAGGAAAUUUCUGAUCUGGGUCAGAAUACUCACAAUGUAGCAGAGAAAUAUUUAAACGAUUUUUUUGAAAAUCGCAAUAACAAGAUUUUUUGUCGUUCAUUAGUGGAAACGCUAGAAGAUGUUAGCCAGAAAACAUUACUGUGUGCAAUAGACUUGCGAAAACAUAUUCCCGAAUUUGAACCUGAAUAUAACGAAAUCUUGGAAAAACUAACCAAUUUAAUAGGAAACAAUAAUUGUCAUUACGCAAAUAAAACAAAAGAAGAUUCAGGAGACAUUGAGCUUUCGGAAUAUAGCCUUCACAUUAAUUCCGUAAAAGACGAGAAAAACCGAGCAUCAUCUGAAGAAACUGUAUUCUACAACCCGAAAAAUGUUGGUGCAUCUGAUCAUGAGUUGAUUUAUACACCAUCUCAGAAUGAUUGCUUUGCAGCUUCUACUGUUACUGCUUUGACGCACGUCAGUCAAGAUCUUGAACUGGAAGCUGAGCCACAUUUCACAGAUUCCUCCAGGAGCUCACCUGAUGGCAAGAACAUUCAAGUUACAAGGCACAAUGGCACAAUUCAAGAAUCCGGAAAAAAUGAUUCUGAUCAAGAAGAGUUAUAUAAAGUUAUUAGGGAAGAAAAAUUUAUACCCUCAACACCCCUCAGGAAGGGAAGAAAGAAAACAGAAGAUACCAAAGCACUGGAAGCUUAUAGAAAACUAAUAGAAGAUAGCGACGACUAUAGUUCUUCAUUAUAUUCAAAUGAUAUCGGUGACCUAAAUGAACUUUAUGAUAAUGCUGAACUUUUAAAUAAGACUUCAACAAUGUAUUCUGAGGACAAAAAAAAAUUUGGUAUAACCAAAGAGCUGCACAUACAGAUAAAGCAACUGGACAAAAAAGAAUUCAAUGUGAAAAAAUUGCCUAAAAAUAAAAGAGAAGCUAUUGCAAUAGACAGGUUAUGCAAUUUGAGCACGGUUUUGCGGAAACGUCGACAGUUCCCAUCUAGUCGACUGGAUCGCAGUGCAAAAACAACUCGACUUCCAUUGAAUUCGUCUGAAUCAUCUGAAUGCUCUGAUUUCAACACUUCACUCAGUACAGUAGUCACUCAGCAAUAAAAGUUUCAAUAUAUGUUGUAUGUUUUGGACCAACCAUCAACAAGCAACUGCGAUUUAAAUCCUCGGCAUUGCAGUAUUUAUGUUUUAGGGUAGAAUCGAUUUUUAAUAAUCCCUUUACAAAUUUCUAAUCCUAAGAAAUAAUGCGUAAAUGAAUUUUACUUAAUUCUCGUUAUU